GCCGCCGCUCGGGCGAGCGAGCGAGCGAGGGCUGAAGGGGCCGGGGGUCAUGGCUGCCCGCGGGGGUCGCCCGGCCGCGCCCGAGAAGCCCCGGGCGGGCACAGCCGAUGGAGCUGCUGAGGAAGCCAACCCUUUCUCCUUCAAGGAGUUUGUGCGGAGCCAGAGCCAGCGUGAUGCUGCAGUGGAUGUCAACAGUGGCAGUAGCAAUAAGGCCAGUUUCAACGAGUCUGCUAGGUUCUCCCUAAUGCUGGAUAAUAACUCAUCUCCUAAGUCAUUAGGAUUGAGCUUGGAAUGCCAGGAACCAUUUCCCCCAGACUCAGCAGUGACAAGUGCUUUGCUAGAAGAUGAAGAGGAUGGAUGGAUUGGCACAUACCAGCCAUCCGCUGUGGAAGAGGCUCACUUGGCCAGGGUUCCCAGUAUCUCAUUGAGCAGCACUGUUGAAUCCUUUUAUUGUGACUCCUCUAAUCUUCAGACUUUUUCACCAUGGCAGCUAGGAAGGAGUGACUGUUAUCAACAUGGCCUUCUUGGAAAGGGAGACCAAAGCUUCUCUCUUGAUGAAGACAGCGUAGAAGAUAGCUUUUAUCAACCUUUGCAGCCAAGCUAUGAAGAACUAAAACAAGACAAUUCAAAGUUGAAGAACAAAAUGAGCUAUCUUCAAGCACUUUGUGAAGCUCAGGCAAACAGGGUAAAAGAGCUGGAAAGAAUGCUAGAGAAUCACAAACUGAAAGAAGCCAAAGAGGCCCGAGACUUAGAAGCCAUGGUGCAACAGGUGGAAGAAAACCUCCAGCUGAUGACUAAACGGGCCAUGAAAGCAGAGAACAGUGUCAUAAAGCUGAAGCAAGAAAAUGCACGACUUCAGGUUCAAAUGAAGAACUGCAUGUUGGAAAACGAAGGCCUGAAGUCUCGCCAUUCUGCAGAUUUGGUUGUAAUGAGACAAAAUGCAGAUACUGCCUUGCAGAACCUUCUUGCUGUCAUAACAAAGUCCCACUCAUCUAUCAGCUCUCCAUCAAGCCUUGAAGGGAAUGUCUCCCAUGGAAGCGAGCUCGGAUUACACAGAUGGCUUCUCCGUCGUCCAAGUAUGGAGACAGGGCUAUUCCUUGAAGUCUGAGGAAGGCUACAAGGGUCACGAGAACCUUCAUAAACACUCUUGGAUUACUCAAAAGCAAGAAAGCAUCUAAGCAGUACUCACACCUUGACAGGAAUGGAAACUUGGAGAAAGUACACCUCUAAAUACCCCAUCAUUCCCCCCUCCCAACUAAACCACAGGUUUGUGCAGGAAAUGUUCUGGGAAUUUCUUCCAGGGUUUAUGCAUCAGCCUAGACAGGACAAAAGGCAUAAGAAGAAACUGUAACAUUUCAGACAGUGCAAGGUCGCUUCUGGGAGCUUCAAAGGAAAGAGAUAAGCCAGCUGUGUUCUCAGGAUGCUUAUGAAACGAAAGUGAUGGUUCAGGCAGUAAGGCAUGGUUAAGGCAUUUGCAAAAUGACAUUAAGGUACAGCAUUAGCAAUGGCUCAUUAGUAGCAUUGGCAUGGAUGGGGCUCAGACAUGACAAAACUCUAGAAAGGUGUCUGUGUACUUUGAUGAGAAGGGGCAAAACAAAAAAGACCCUAUAUAAAUAAUGUACUGAUAAGCAGAAUUGUUCAAAGAGCAGUUCUGUUUGACAGGCCUUACUAAUUGCUGAAAGCUAUCCAAGAGUAAAAGAUAAAUCUUUUGAGAUAGUAGGAUUUUUAGGCACCAAUAUGAUAGUCCGUUAUAUGGAUUCAAAGAGAACUCAUUCUUGGUUUCUGUGCAGAGGAACUACUUUUCAGAAUGAAAGGGGUGGGGGAUCUGUUCAUAUCAUCAGAGUUCUUGUGAGACCAAUGCAAAAUUUUGCUUAUUGAGAGAGUACU
This is a messenger RNA of Eublepharis macularius, 1887 nucleotides long. It is a transcript of the gene ENTR1, whose product is annotated as endosome associated trafficking regulator 1. The transcript is spliced from 9 exons. Bases 50 to 1108 code for a protein of 352 amino acids. Gene Ontology annotation, cellular component: recycling endosome; centrosome; ciliary basal body. Gene Ontology annotation, biological process: positive regulation of cilium assembly; regulation of cytokinesis; positive regulation of protein localization to cilium. Lineage: Eukaryota; Metazoa; Chordata; Lepidosauria; Squamata; Eublepharidae. The record is from RefSeq and is a predicted model, not a curated record.